GGAAAGCAGGGAGCUUAUAACCUGGACUAUGGCUCCAUGGAAGGACAGGGUUGUAUACGGGAUGACAAACAUAGUUCUCAUCAUUUCUGGUAAGUUAUUAAACCUUGCAGUCUAAUGCCCUCGGACCGUAUGCAAAGCAUCACAAAGCCCUUUGAGUGGAUAAACUGAGAACAAACAGCUGAUGCUGGGGUAUUAACUAAUGGAUAAAUCAAAGUGCAUUCAAAGUGAAUUUCAAAUUCAGGGUUAGGGAGGUCCAGAAACCUAAACUGGGUUUUUAACAGUGUGGGGUCAGCAGACCUUUAAUAUUAUUAUUGUUAUGUUUAUUAUUUAUAAUGUGCAAACAUAGUUCAAGUUAAAUCAUUUGUAUGAAAAUAUUACUUUGCCUACAUGAUAUAUCGAGUUAUUCACUAUAGUGAGAAUUAUUGGGAACUUAAAUCUAAUAUCAAAUUAAACACCAAAGUAGCCGUGUUAGUAUAACUUCGUUAGAGAAUGUUUCCUGUUCUUCCCAUUUUUGGUCUUAUAUGAAAAAUUCUCUUUGAAUUCAAACUUUAGCAAAUAACCGUGAAUGUUUUUUUCAGCUCAGGAACCUCUAUUAACUGUGUGUAUUUAAAACAUUUUAACUCUUUACUGAUCGUAAUAUCAGCUCGCAAAUUAAAUCCAUCAGCACUCAGAUGUAAGCAACUCUUCAAAACAUUUGUAUAUUUAAAGUGAUACUAACAGGAAGGGAGCCAGGCUCAGAGACUAGGAAGAGUAUAACUAUCAUGAAUAAUGAGACCAAGAGAGCAUCAAAUGAAGUGAAUUCAUUGUAACAGUGUCACUUUCUGUACCCCGGCCUAAGUUGAAAAUAUUUAAUAACAUAUACCAGAUCAAAAAAAUAAAUAAAAUAUGCGUACGUGAAAAAAUUCUGGGCAAAUAUGUAUAGUUCAAUGAACCAUUCCUGUAAAAGGCAGCUGAAAAUGCAAUUAACCGACAGAAAAUGCCAGUAAAAGUAUAGCAGACGCAGAGCCAUAAAGCAAUAAAAUAUAAACAAAAAUAUAGCAAGGCAAGGCUUUAAUAUUACAUUGAACACAUAAUAUAACCCAGACUGAAGUGGGUCCUGCGAUAGCUGUAAAAAGGAGAAUAGAUAGAAUGAAUUCCCCCGUUAAUAAGACACGUGUAAGGGAUUCGAUGAAGACAGAUAUUGUAGAAGACUUUGAAGAGUCCUGUAGUAAUAAAGUUUGUUACAAUUUAAUCUAGAUUGGGAUAACCAUGAGAAGAUUCGAGGAUGAAAGAGCAAUCACAAAACCAUUUUGUCCUAAUAACACAAAUGAAUAGAAAAAAACUAUUCAUAAACCAGUAGCAACAACUUAGAUAAAACAAGUCAAAAGACCUUAAAAUAUAUUUGUCAAAAUCAGUAACAAUAUAUAGCAAAUAAGAGAUACGUACGUGCCAGGAAUAUAUGAAAAUAAGAAAUUCCUAGUGUCCAAAUGUCCAUAAAACAAUGUAGCUAUUGUGAACUGAAACAAGUAUCUCACAUAAAAUGCAAAAAGUCCAGUACCCUGCCAUUUAAUAUAAUACAGAACCCUGCCAUUUAAUAUAAUACCGUACCCUGCCAUUUAAUAUAUUACAGUACCCAGCCAUUUAAUAUAUUACAGUACCCUGCCAUUUAAUAUAUUACAGUACCCAGCCAUUUAAUAUAAUACAGUACCCUGCCAUUUAAUAUAAUACCGUACCCUGCCAUUUAAUAUAUUACAGUACCCAGCCAUUUAAUAUAUUACAGUACCCUGCCAUUUAAUAUAUUACAGUACCCAGCCAUUUAAUAUAAUACAGUACCCUGCCAUUUACUAUAUUACAGUACCCAGCCAUUUACUAUAUUACAGUACCCAGCCAUUUAAUAUAUUACAGUACCCAGCCAUUUAAUAUAAUACAGAACCCUGCCAUUUAAUAUAAUACCGUACCCUGCCAUUUAAUAUAUUACAGUACCCAGCCAUUUAAUAUAUUACAGUACCCUGCCAUUUAAUAUAUUACAGUACCCAGCCAUUUAAUAUAAUACAGUACCCUGCCAUUUAAUAUAUUACAGUACCCAGCCAUUUACUAUAUUACAGUACCCAGCCAUUUAAUAUAUUACAGUACCCAGCCAUUUAAUAUAAUACAGUACCCUGCCAUUUAAUAUAUUACAGUACCCAGCCAUUUAAUAUAUUACAGCAUCCUGCCAUUUAAUAUAAUACAGUACCCAGCCAUUUACUAUAUUACAGUAUCCAGCCAUUUAAUAUAAAACAGUACCCUGCCAUUUAAUACCUUACAGUACCCAGCCAUUUAAUAUAAUACAGCAUCCUGCCAUUUAAUACAUUACAGUAACCUGCCAUUUAAUAUAUUACAGCAUCUUGCCAUGUAAUAUAUUACAGUACCCAGCCAUUUACUAUAAUACAGUACCCUGCCAUUUAAUAUAAUACAGUACCCAGCCAUUUAAUACAUUACAGUACCCAGCCAUUUAAUAUAUUACAGCAUCCUGCCAUUUAAUAUAAUACAGUACCCAGCCAUUUACUAUAUUACAGUAUCCAGCCAUUUAAUAUAAAACAGUACCCUGCCAUUUAAUAUAUUACAGUAUCCAGCCAUUUACUAUAUUACAGUACCCUGCCAUUUACUAUAUUACAGUAUCCAGCCAUUUACUAUAUUACAGUACCCAGCCAUUUAAUAUAAUACAGUACCCAGCCAUUUACUAUAUUACAGUACCCUGCCAUUUAAUAUAAUACAGUACCCUGCCAUUUAAUAUAAAACAGUACCCUGCCAUUUAAUAUAAUACAGUACCCAGCCAUUUAAUAUAAAAAAGUACCCUGCCAUUUAAUAUAUUACAGUACCCAGCCAUUUAAUAUAAUACAGUAUUCUGCCAUUUAAUAUAAUACAGUACCCUGCCAUUUAAUAUAAUACAGUACCCAGCCAUUUAAUAUAAUACAGUAUUCUGCCAUUUAAUAUAUUACAGUACCCUGCCAUUUACUAUAUUACAGUACCCUGCCAUUUAAUAUAAUACAGUACCCAGCCAUUUACUAUAUUACAGUAUCCAGCCAUUUACUAUAUUACAGUACCCUGCCAUUUACUAUAUUACAGUAUCCAGCCAUUUACAAUAUUACAGUACCCUGCCAUUUACUAUAAUACAGAACCCUGCCAUUUAAUAUAAUACAGUACCCUGCCAUUUACUAUAUUACAGUAUCCUGCCAUUUAAUAUAAUACAGUACCCUGCCAUUUACUAUAUUACAGUACCCAGCCAUUUACUAUAUUACAGUACCCUGCCAUUUAAUAUAAUACAGUACCCAGCCAUUUAAUAUAUUAAAGUACCCAGCCAUUUACUAUAUUACAGCAUCCUGCCAUUUAAUAUAAUACAGUACCCAGCCAUUUACUAUAUUACAGUAUCCAGCCAUUUACUAUAUUACAGUACCCUGCCAUUUAAUAUAUUACAGUACCCAGCCAUUUACUAUAUUACAGCAUCCUGCCAUUUAAUAUAUUACAGUACCCUGCCAUUUAAUAUAUUACAGUACCCAGCCAUUUAAUAUAAUACAGUGCACUGCCAUUUAAUAUAUUACAGUACCCAGCCAUUUAAUAUAAUACAGUACCCUGCCAUUUAAUAUAUUACAGUACCCUGCCAUUUAAUAUGUUACAGUACCCUGCCAUUUAAUAUGUUACAGUAUCCUGCCAUUUAAUAUAAUACAGUACCCAGCCAUUUACUAUAUUACAGUACCCUGCCAUUUAAUAUAAUACAGUACCCAGCCAUUUAAUAUAUUACAGUACCCUGCCAUUUAAUAUAUUACAGUACCCAGCCAUUUAAUAUAAUACAGUAUCCUGCCAUUUAAUAUAAUACCGUACCCAGCCAUUUUAUAUAAUACAGUACCCUGCCAUUUAAUAUAAUACCGUACCCAGCCAUUUUAUAUAAUACAGUGCCCUCCUGUGACGAAAUGCCUUUUGUCCCUAGAUUGUUAGGUGACAAGCUGCCCUUUGCCCCCGGCUUUUGGAGGAGCCUGAUUGCCAGCCUCCUUCCUCAUGACUAUGGCCCUGGGGUGUAUUGCCAUUUAAAAAAGACUAUUUGGGGCUUAUUGGCAUCUAAAGACAGUUUCUUCCCAUUGGAAUCCAUGGGAAGGUGUGUUUCUUCCCCUCCCCCGUUUCCUGUCUAUUGUUCACCUAGAUUGGGCGCUCAGAUCCGAGCUAUCUGGGGAUAGGUUAAAUGUGGGGGUUCUGUGUAAUAUAAUAAGAAUUAUGUAUUUUUAUGUACUUUUACGUAUUUUUGCUGUUAGUGUCAAAUGUAGAUAUUUUCUGUACCUGGAGAUAAUUGAGUUUACUUCAGUGCCUUAAGCCAAUUAUCUCCAGGAUGGAGAGGAGGGAUUUCAUUGUUUAUGUGAGAGUGUUAUCAUGUUAAUUAGUGUUCCCAUUGGUUUGUGUCCCUUUUGUCACAGUUUACCACCAGGUCCAGGGGGUGUGCCUCUGACCUGAAAACUUGUAUAUAAGAAGUAAUAAACGCUCAUUGGAGUCAGAUCAUCUUGUACCUUCCUGAAGUUUCGGCUCAUGUUUGGGGGAUUGGAGAAACUACACUCUGGGGAUUGCUAUAAUCACUAUACUCCCCAGGGUAUAUUCACUAAGCUCUGCUAAGAGCUUGUUCCUGUUCCUGCUCUCUGGAAUUCGGAGAGAGGUCGACCUGCUGGAAGCUGGACCCUGGUCCUGGGUCCAGAGUGGGUGGAGACGGCGAGACCCCAACCAAGCUGCGGCGGUUCGUGGGGUCUGUAGUGGUUAUGGUGUCAGGCAGAGUGCUUGGAGUCCUCGGAAAGCACUAGGAGCAUCCGUCGGCGGAAGGUACCCGGUCGGGGUGCCAGCGGUUCCGUUACACCUCCCAUUUACUAUGUUACAGUAUCCUGCCAUAUAACAUAUUACAGUAUCCUGCCAUUUACUAUAUUAGAGUACCCUGCCAUUUAAUAUAAUACAGAACCCUGCCAUUUAAUAUAUUACAGUAUCCUGCCAUUUAAUAUAAUACAGAACCCUACUAUUUAAUAUAAUACAGUACCCUGCGAUUUAAUAUAAUACAGUGCCCUGCCAUUUAAUGUAAUACAGUACCCAGCCAUUUACUAUAUUACAGUAUCCUGCCAUUUACUAUAUUACAGCAUCCUGCCAUUUAAUAUAUUACAGUAUCCUGCCAUUUAAUAUAAUACAGAACCCUGCUAUUUAAUAUAAUACAGUACCCUGUGAUUUUAUAUAAUACAGUGCCCUGCCAUUUAAUGUAAUACAGUACCCUACCAUAUAAUAUAAUACAGUGCCCAGCCAUUUAAUAUAAUACAGUACCCUGCCAUUUAAUAUAAUACAGUACCCAGCCAUUUAAUAUAUUACAGUACCCUGCCAUUUAAUAUAAUACCGUACCCAGCCAUUUAAUAUAAUACAGUACCCAGCCAUUUACUAUAUUACAGUACCCUGCCAUUUAAUAUAAUACAGUACCCAGCCAUUUACUAUAUUACAGUACCCUGCCAUUUACUAUAUUACAGUAUCCAGCCAUUUACUAUAUUACAGUACCCUGCCAUUUACUAUAAUACAGAACCCUGCCAUUUAAUAUAAUACAGUACCCUGCCAUUUACUAUAUUACAGUAUCCUGCCAUUUAAUAUAAUACAGUACCCUGCCAUUUACUAUAUUACAGUACCCAGCCAUUUACUAUAUUACAGUACCCUGCCAUUUAAUAUAAUACAGUACCCAGCCAUUUACUAUAUUACAGUAUCCAGCCAUUUACUAUAUUACAGUACCCUGCCAUUUAAUAUAUUACAGUACCCAGCCAUUUACUAUAUUACAGUACCCAGCCAUUUACUAUAUUACAGCAUCCUGCCAUUUAAUAUAUUACAGUACCCAGCCAUUUACUAUAUUACAGCAUCCUGCCAUUUAAUAUAAUACAGUACCCAGCCAUUUACUAUAUUACAGUAUCCAGCCAUUUACUAUAUUACAGUGCCCUGCCAUUUAAUAUAUUACAGUACCCAGCCAUUUACUAUAUUACAGCAUCCUGCCAUUUAAUAUAUUACAGUACCCUGCCAUUUAAUAUAUUACAGUACCCUGCCAUUUAAUAUAAUACAGUAAUCAGCCAUUUAAUAUAAUACAGUACCCUGCCAUUUAAUAUAUUACAGUACCCUGCCAUUUACUAUAUUACAGUACCCAGCCAUUUAAUAUAAUACAGUACCCAGCCAUUUACUAUAUUACAGUACCCAGCCAUUUAAUAUAAUACCGUACCCAGCCAUUUUAUAUAAUACAGUACCCAGCCAUUUUAUAUAAUACAGUACCCUGCCAUUUACUAUAUUACAGCAUCCUGCCAUUUAAUAUAAUACAGUACCCAGCCAUUUAAUACAUUACAGUACCCAGCCAUUUACUAUAUUACAGUACCCUACCAUAUAAUAUAAUACAGUACCCUGCCAUUUAAUAUAAUACAGUACCCUGCCAUUUACUAUAUUACAGCAUCCAGCAAUUUAAUAUAUUACAGUACCCUGCCAUUUAAUAUAAUACAGUACCCAGCCAUUUAAUAUAUUACAGUACCCUGCCAUUUAAUAUAAUACCGUACCCAGCCAUUUAAUAUAAUACAGUACCCUGACAUUUAAUAUAUUACAGUACCCUGCCAUUUAAUAUAAUACAGUACCCAGCCAUUUACUAUAUUACAGCAUCCUGCCAUUUAAUAUAAUACAGUACCCAGCCAUUUAAUAUAAUACAGUACCCUGCCAUUUAAUAUAAUACAGUACCCAGCCAUUUAAUAUAUUACAGUACCCUGCCAUUUAAUAUAAUACCAUACCCAGCCAUUUUAUAUAAUACAGUACCCAGCCAUUUACUAUAUUACAGUACCCAGCCAUUUAAUAUAAUACCGUACCCAGCCAUUUAAUAUAAUACAGUACCCAGCCAUUUACUAUAUUACAGUACCCUGCCAUUUAAUAUAUUACAGUAUCCUGCCAUUUACUAUAUUACAGCAUCCUGCCAUUUAAUAUAAUACAGUACCCUGCCAUUUAUUAUAUUACAGUACCCUGCUAUUUAAUAUAUUACAGUACCCAGCCAUUUACUAUAUUACAGCAUCCUGCCAUUUAAUAUAAUACAGUACAGGGGCGGGCUGGGCCAGGGGGCAGGGAGGCAAUGGCCCCCCAGGCCGCCCUAAAUAAUUUUAAAACCGGCCACUGCAGGGCCAGUCCUAAUGCUGCAGCAGCCUGAGCGCUCUGUUAAGAGCCUCAGGCGGCUGCAGCUGCUUCUCUCCUCCCCCCCACCUCCCCUGCCGCGUGGCCGAGCUCCUCUCCGGUCCGCGGUGCCCGGCCGGACUGAUAGGAAGGUGCACACUCAGUGUGCACUUCCUGUCAGUCCAGCCGGUUACAGGAAACAGAAACUCCUGUUCCGCGCGGAGUUUCUGUUUCCUGUAAUGAGCUGGACUGACAGGAAGUGCACACUGAGUGUGCUCCUUCCUAUCACUCCGGCCGGGAACCGCGGACCGGAGAGGAGCUCGGCCACGGGUAAGAAGAAGGGGUGGGGUAAGAAGAAGAGGGGGUAAGAAGGAAAAGGGGGUAUGAAGAAGAAGAAGGGUGGAGUAAGAAGAAGGGGGAGUAAGAAGAACAAGGAGGGGUAAGAAGAAGAGGGAGUAAGAAGAAGGGUUGGGGUAAGAAGAAGAGGGUGGUAAGAAGAAGAAAGGGGUAAGAAGAAGAAGGGUGGAGUAAGAAGAAGGGGGGAGUAAGAAGAACAAGGAGGGGUAAGAAGAACAUGUGGGGGGAGUAAGAAGAACAGGUGGGGGAGUAAGAAGAACAAGGGAGGUAAGAAGAAUGGGGGUAAGAAGAACAAAGGGGUAGUAAGAAGAACAAGGGGGGGAGUAAGAAGAACAAGGGGGGAAAAGAAGAACAAGGGAAGUAAGAAGAACACAAGGAGGAGGGGGAGAGUAAGGGUGAGGAGAAGGGGAGAUGAGGAGAAGGGGGGACUGAGAAGAACACAGGGAGGGUGGGUGGUGAGGAGAACACAGGGAGGAGAGGGGGUAAGAAGAACACAGCGGGGGGUGAGGAGAAGGGGAGAUGAGAACACAGGGAGGGGGGAGGUGAGAAGAACACAGGUGGGGGGAGGUGAGAAGAACACAGGGGGGGAGUGAGAAGAACACAGAGAGGGUGGAGGGGGGAUGAGAAGAGCACAGGGAGGGUGGGUGAGUGUGAGAACAGACCGCUAGGGGAGGGUGGGGGAGAGAUCUAAGGGACAGAAUGGACAGCUCUAUAGGACAGGGGGCAAGACAGGGAGCUCUUUCACACUACGGGCACAUGCACACACAAUGCAUCCCUGUACAUACACAGAAACACACAAUGCAUCCCUACACACACAGAAACACAACAUGCUUCCCUUACACACAAAGACAAUGCAUCCUUUGCACACAUACACAGAAACACACAAUGCAAAGCCUUACACACACAUGCAAACACACACACUGCUUUUCUUACGUACACACAGAAACACAAUGCACCCAAUCUCCCGGCCGCGUACCCCGUCCCUCCCUUUCCCUCUUCACCCAACUUUCCCCCCCCCCUUUUUUUUUACCAUCUUCUCCCCCUGGCCCUCUCCAGACUAGACAGGCCCGACUAAGGGGCCAGACUGAGCCCCAGAGUAAAAGUGAAACACAGAGAAGGUACUGGACCUCGGUCUGACCAGGCCACAGAUGUGGAGAAGGUCCCAGACCCCCUAGGCAGCAGCAGAAAACACGCACUAGGCAACUUGGACACCCCAGUCCUUUGAUACACCUCAACAUAAGGGACAGAGGCGGCAUUACACAAUAAGGCCCCACACCUGUCUGACACGACAGAUGACAUACAGACAGCACCACACCCCGAUCUAUACACCCAACCCAUUAUCUUGGAGACUGGUAAGCCACACACGCAUACCCACGCAGUGGGCACACGUCAGACGACGACUAUAUGCCCAGGCACUGGAUGGUCUGGAUCGCCCGACCCCACAGGCGUGGACUCAGUCCCGUAGUCCAUGGAGAUUUGCUCAGACUAGUCCAGACCCCGAUACAAGUGACUAACAAAACACCAGACUCAGUCCAAUCCCUACACCUACUAUGAGUAUACCCACACAACGGAGUCAACGCGACAGAAAUUAGGGAAUACGAUGCACUGUAAAUGUAACACCUUAUAUAGGCACAAAAGAUGCGGGAUUACAUGGCUCAAAUAAUGUAUACACAGACAAUCCUUAACCGGCAGAAAGGAAAGGACACUCAAUGGUAAACUGUAAACUAUCUCUGUAUUAGAUCAACCAUGACGUUGUAAGUCCUUGAAUACUCGAACGAAGCACAACUUAUGCCUAUUAUUCAUGUUCCUAUGUCUUAUUAUUGAAAAAUUACAAAAAUAAAGAUUGUCAAAAAAAAAAAUGCAUCUCUUACACACACUCAAUGCACACACAUAAAGACAAACACACACACCUUGCAUCCCUUAUGCAUACAAACACAGAUUCACACAAUGCAUCCCUUACACACAACCAGAAACACACAAUACAUCCCUUAUACACAAAUACACACUGCUUCCACUACACACUGCAUCACCUACACAAACUGGUAUCCCUAUACACUACAUACCAUAGGCACACAUAUUAUAUCCUCUACAAUAACACAUAACACAUCCCCUACACACUCCACUCCCUGUGAGCGAACUCAUGGGUGGGUGGAACAUAUAAGUGGACUUAUGAGUGGGCCUUAUGGGCAUACUCACCAUCAGGACCUGGGGCUCAGACCCUGAGCUGUGUAAGGGGCCCCCAAAAAAUGGAGCUGCUUCCAAUUCUCCCAGAACAUUGAAUUUUGUGACCACAGUUGCAAACAGCCUCCAGAGAUCCUGUUCUACACCAGACCAGUGGAGCCAAACUGCAGCCCAUCAUCAUCCUCAUCUGGUUGUAAGUAGGCAAUCUAGUAUAUUAUUAGUGACACUAAUCUAUAAUUUACCCCACAUUAAUAGGACACUAUAAUCCCCAGAACCACUUCAGCUUAAUGAAGUAGUUCUGGUGUCUAUAGCCGGUCCCUGCAGGCUUUUUAAUGUAAACACACACUGUGUGCAGCACUGGCGUUAGUUCAUAUGACAGAUCAUAUGGGUGGGGCAUUGUGAUGUCACAUAGGGGGCGGCAAAUUUUUAUUUUGCCUAGGGCGGCAAAAAUCCUUGCUCUGAUCCUGGGCAGGUGCACCAGUCUACUGGUGACCCACAGGAGGGGAGUGCACUGAUUGCACUGCACUCUCCUCCUGCCCAGACCCGUCUUUACCGGAGUGCAAAUGCCCUCUGCCCCUAAUUUACAGUGGCUCACACUCAAAGCAAGCAGUGCCUGGAGCCCUUUGCAGAGACGGGAAGAGGUUCUGCGGCAGCUGGCGGUCCUGCAAGCAUUACAUUAACCAGUUGUUCCCCAUGCAGCCAUAGGUGCCGCUGUGCUGGGAGAUUGUGAUUACUCUUCACUUCCUCCCAGCCUACAGAGCAGCGCAUGGGGGAGAGAGAGGAGGAGGCAUGAUUUAAUCUUACAACAAAUCCAGUAAGCAAAUCUUUAUAAAUUUGGGGGGAUCAGCUCUGUUUGCACAGUUUAUUGGUGUUUACUCUGAUGUCUGUAUUAAUAUUGAGGGAUGUCUAAGUAGUAAUAUCAGUGUGUGUCAGCAGGGCCAGCCGUUGGGGUGUGCAAGCUGUGCGGUCACGCAGGGUGCCAUGACAACAGAGGCGCCCGGCGGCCAACACAGCUCACAAGUUGGGGACACCAGCAUAUUCAAUUUAAACGAUUCGCUGGUGGUGCACUGGUGCGCACCAGUAGUAGAUUAUAGCCUCUCCCUCGUGGUUCCGGUGCUCAGUUAGUGAGUCAGAGCACAGGGUCAGAGAUUCUCAGCCUGCGCUCUGACAACAUUGAAAGUCAGAGCUGUGAAGGAGCGGGUAUUAGCAUAACAUCAAUAUCCGUUCUAAAACCAGGAAAAGGUGGGCAUGGAUGGUGAACUGAUUUGGUGGUGCAAUGGGCCACUUGACUGGUUUUGCCCCCCAGGCCUAAGGCUGCCAGCCCUCCCCUGAUACAGUACCCUGCCAUUUAUUAUAUUACAGUACCCUGCUAUUUAAUAUAUUACAGUACCCUGCCAUUUAAUAUAAUACAGUACUCUGCCAUUUAAUAUAAUACAGUACCCUGCCAUUUAAUAUAUUACAGUACCCUGCCAUUUAAUAUAAUACAGUACCCAGCCAUUUACUAUAUUACAGCAUCCUGCCAUUUAAUAUAAUACAGUGCCCCGCCAUUUAAUAUAAUACAGUACCCUGCCAUUUACUAUAUUACAGUACCCUGCCAUUUAAUAUAUUACAGUACCCUACCAUUUACUAUAUUACAGCAUCCUGCCAUUUAAUAUAAUACAGUACCCUGCCAUUUAAUAUAUUACAGUACCCUGCCAUUUAAUAUAAUACAGUACCCAGCCAUUUACUAUAUUACAGCAUCCUGCCAUUUAAUGUAAUACAGUACUCAGCCAUUUACUAUAUUACAGUACCCUGCCAUUUAAUAUAAUACAGUACCCACCCAUUUACUAUAUUACAGUACCCUGCCAUUUACUAUAUUACAGCAUCCUGCCAUUUAAUAUAAUACAGUACCCUGCCAUUUAAUAUAAUACAGUACCCAGCCAUUUAAUAUAUUACAGUACCCUGCCAUUUAAUAUAAUACCAUACCCAGCCAUUUUAUAUAAUACAGUACCCAGCCAUUUAAUAUAAUACAGUACCCAGCCAUUUACUAUAUUACAGUACCCAGCCAUUUAAUAUAAUACCGUACCCAGCCAUUUAAUAUAAUACAGUACCCAGCCAUUUACUAUAUUACAGUACCCUGCCAUUUAAUAUAUUACAGUACCCUACCAUUUACUAUAUUACAGCAUCCUGCCAUUUAAUAUAAUACAGUACCCUGCCAUUUAAUAUAUUACAGUAUCCUGCCAUUUACUAUAUUACAGUAUCCUGCCAUUUAAUAUAUUACAGUACCCAGCCAUUUACUAUAUUACAGUAUCCUGCCAUUUAAUAUAUUACAGUAUCCUGCCAUUUAAUAUAUUACAGUACCCAGCCAUUUAAUAUAAUACAGUAUCCAGCCAUUUACUAUAUUACAGUACCCAGCCAUUUAAUAUAAUACAGUACCCAGCCAUUUACUAUAUUACAGUACCCAGCCAUUUACUAUAUUACAGUACCCUGCCAUUUAAUAUAAUACAGUACCCAGCCAUUUACUAUAUUACAGUAUCCAGCCAUUUAAUAUAAUACAGUACCCUGCCAUUUAAUAUAUUACAGUACCCUGCCAUUUACUAUAUUACAGUACCCAGCCAUUUAAUAUAAUACAGUACCCAGCCAUUUACUAUAUUACAGUACCCAGCCAUUUACUAUAUUACAGCAUCCUGCCAUUUAAUGUAAUACAGUACUCAGCCAUUUACUAUAUUACAGUACCCUGCCAUUUAAUAUAAUACAGUACCCAGCCAUUUACUAUAUUACAGUACCCUGCCAUUUACUAUAUUACAGCAUCCUGCCAUUUAAUAUAAUACAGUACCCUGCCAUUUAAUAUAAUACAGUACCCAGCCAUUUAAUAUAUUACAGUACCCUGCCAUUUAAUAUAAUACCAUACCCAGCCAUUUUAUAUAAUACAGUACCCAGCCAUUUAAUAUAAUACAGUACCCAGCCAUUUACUAUAUUACAGUACCCAGCCAUUUAAUAUAAUACCGUACCCAGCCAUUUAAUAUAAUACAGUACCCAGCCAUUUACUAUAUUACAGUACCCUGCCAUUUAAUAUAUUACAGUACCCUACCAUUUACUAUAUUACAGCAUCCUGCCAUUUAAUAUAAUACAGUACCCUGCCAUUUAAUAUAUUACAGAAUCCUGCCAUUUACUAUAUUACAGUAUCCUGCCAUUUACUAUAUUACAGUAUCCUGCCAUUUAAUAUAUUACAGUACCCAGCCAUUUACUAUAUUACAGUAUCCUGCCAUUUAAUAUAUUACAGUAUCCUGCCAUUUAAUAUAUUACAGUACCCAGCCAUUUAAUAUAAUUCAGUAUCCAGCCAUUUACUAUAUUACAGUACCCAGCCAUUUAAUAUAAUACAGUACCCAGCCAUUUACUAUAUUACAGUACCCAGCCAUUUACUAUAUUACAGUACCCUGCCAUUUAAUAUAAUACAGUACCCAGCCAUUUACUAUAUUACAGUAUCCAGCCAUUUAAUAUAAUACAGUACCCUGCCAUUUAAUAUAUUACAGUAUCCUGCCAUUUAAUAUAUUACAGUACCCAGCCAUUUAAUAUAAUUCAGUAUCCAGCCAUUUACUAUAUUACAGUACCCAGCCAUUUAAUAUAAUACAGUACCCAGCCAUUUACUAUAUUACAGUACCCAGCCAUUUACUAUAUUACAGUACCCUGCCAUUUAAUAUAAUACUUUACCCAGCCAUUUACUAUAUUACAGUAUCCAGCCAUUUAAUAUAAUACAGUACCCUGCCAUUUAAUAUAUUACAGUAUCCUGCCAUUUAAUAUAUUACAGUACCCAGCCAUUUAAUAUAAUACAGUAUCCAGCCAUUUACUAUAUUACAGUACCCAGCCAUUUAAUAUAAUACAGUACCCAUCCAUUUACUAUAUUACAGUACCCAGCCAUUUACUAUAUUACAGUACCAAGCCAUUUAAUAUAAUACAGUACCCAGCCAUUUACUAUAUUACAGUACCCAGCCAUUUACUAUAUUACAGUACCCUGCCAUUUACUAUAUUACAGUAUCCAGCCAUUUAAUAUAAUACAGUACCCUGCCAUUUAAUAUAUUACAGUAUCCUGCCAUUUAAUAUAUUACAGUACCCAGCCAUUUAAUAUAAUACAGUAUCCAGCCAUUUACUAUAUUACAGUACCCAGCCAUUUAAUAUAAUACAGUACCCUGCCAUUUAAUAUAUUACAGUAUCCUGCCAUUUAAUAUAUUACAGUAUCCAGCCAUUUAAUAUAAUACAGUACCCUGCCAUUUAAUAUAUUACAGUAUCCUGCCAUUUAAUAUAUUACAGUACCCAGCCAUUUAAUAUAAUACAGUAUCCAGCCAUUUACUAUAUUACAGUACCCAGCCAUUUAAUAUAAUACAGUACCCUGCCAUUUAAUAUAUUACAGUACCCUGCCAUUUACUAUAUUACAGUAUCCAGCCAUUUAAUAUAAUACAGUACCCUGCCAUUUAAUAUAUUACAGUAUCCUGCCAUUUAAUAUAUUACAGUACCCAGCCAUUUAAUAUAAUACAGUAUCCUGCCAUUUACUAUAUUACAGUACCCAGCCAUUUAAUAUAAUACAGUACCCUGCCAUUUACUAUAUUACAGUACCCAGCCAUUUAAUAUAAUACAGUACCCAGCCAUUUACUAUAUUACAGUACCCAGCCAUUUAAUAUAAUACAGUACCCUGCCAUUUACUAGAUUACAGUACCCAGCCAUUUAAUAUAAUACAGUACCCAGCCAUUUACUAUAUUACAGUACCCUGCCAUUUACUAUAUUACAGUACCCAGCCAUUUAAUAUAAUACAGUACCCAGCCAUUUACUAUAUUACAGUACCAUGCCAUUUAAUAUAUUACAGUACCCAGCCAUUUACUAUAUUACAGUAUCCAGCCAUUUAAUAUAAUACAGCAUUCUGCCAUUUAAUAUAAUACAGUACCCUGCCAUUUAAUAUAAUACAGUACCCAGCCAUUUAAUAUAUUACAGUACCCUGCCAUUUAAUAUAAUACCAUACCCAGCCAUUUUAUAUAAUACAGUACCCAGCCAUUUAAUAUAAUACAGUACCCAGCCAUUUACUAUAUUACAGUACCCAGCCAUUUAAUAUAAUACCGUACCCAGCCAUUUAAUAUAAUACAGUACCCAGCCAUUUACUAUAUUACAGUACCCUGCCAUUUAAUAUAUUACAGUACCCUACCAUUUACUAUAUUACAGCAUCCUGCCAUUUAAUAUAAUACAGUACCCUGCCAUUUAAUAUAUUACAGUAUCCUGCCAUUUACUAUAUUACAGUAUCCUGCCAUUUAAUAUAUUACAGUACCCAGCCAUUUACUAUAUUACAGUAUCCUGCCAUUUAAUAUAUUACGGUAUCCUGCCAUUUAAUAUAUUACAGUACCCAGCCAUUUAAUAUAAUACAGUAUCCAGCCAUUUACUAUAUUACAGUACCCAGCCAUUUAAUAUAAUACAGUACCCAGCCAUUUACUAUAUUACAGUACCCAGCCAUUUACUAUAUUACAGUACCCUGCCAUUUAAUAUAAUACAGUACCCAGCCAUUUACUAUAUUACAGUAUCCAGCCAUUUAAUAUAAUACAGUACCCUGCCAUUUAAUAUAUUACAGUACCCUGCCAUUUACUAUAUUACAGUACCCAGCCAUUUAAUAUAAUACAGUACCCAGCCAUUUACUAUAUUACAGUACCCAGCCAUUUACUAUAUUACAGCAUCCUGCCAUUUAAUGUAAUACAGUACUCAGCCAUUUACUAUAUUACAGUACCCUGCCAUUUAAUAUAAUACAGUACCCAGCCAUUUACUAUAUUACAGCAUCCUGCCAUUUAAUAUAAUACAGUACCCUGCCAUUUAAUAUAAUACAGUACCCAGCCAUUUAAUAUAUUACAGUACCCUGCCAUUUAAUAUAAUACCAUACCCAGCCAUUUUAUAUAAUACAGUACCCAGCCAUUUAAUAUAAUACAGUACCCAGCCAUUUACUAUAUUACAGUACCCAGCCAUUUAAUAUAAUACCGUACCCAGCCAUUUAAUAUAAUACAGUACCCAGCCAUUUACUAUAUUACAGUACCCUGCCAUUUAAUAUAUUACAGUACCCUACCAUUUACUAUAUUACAGCAUCCUGCCAUUUAAUAUAAUACAGUACCCUGCCAUUUAAUAUAUUACAGUAUCCUGCCAUUUACUAUAUUACAGUAUCCUGCCAUUUAAUAUAUUACAGUACCCAGCCAUUUACUAUAUUACAGUAUCCUGCCAUUUAAUAUAUUACAGUAUCCUGCCAUUUAAUAUAUUACAGUACCCAGCCAUUUAAUAUAAUACAGUAUCCAGCCAUUUACUAUAUUACAGUACCCAGCCAUUUAAUAUAAUACAGUACCCUGCCAUUUACUAUAUUACAGUACCCAGCCAUUUACUAUAUUACAGUAUCCUGCCAUUUAAUAUAUUACAGUACCCAGCCAUUUACUAUAUUACAGUAUCCUGCCAUUUAAUAUAUUACAGUAUCCUGCCAUUUAAUAUAUUACAGUAUCCUGCCAUGUACUAUGUUAAAGUAUCCUGCCAUUUAAUAUAAUACAGUACCCUGCCAUGUACUAUAUUACAGUACCCUGCGAUUUAAUAUAAUACAGUGCCCUGCCAUUUAAUAUAUUACAGUACCCUGCCAUUUAAUGUAAUACAGUACCCUGCCAUUUAAUAUAUUACAGUACUGGACUAACAGACAUUUAAUUGUAACCAUACCACUCAAUGUACAGGAACAGAGAGGUGGAGGGCCCUGCUCAAUGAGCUUACAUUACAUUUACGAUUGUGGUGCGUGACAACUGGUUUUGGAAACACUGAUGAGACCCGAGUCUUGUAAAUUGGUUCACUACCUGGAUGCCUGAUCCCUCAUUGCUGGAGUUUCUGGGACAAAUUAAUUUUCUGCAGCACUGGAUUAGUUUAGGAAUCAGGGAUUAAUUAACACAUUGAUGUACCCAUCCGUUUUAUCAAACAUCUCAUUGUCUUAGUGACUCUCAACAUCAGCUGAAGAUCCUCAGGGGAAUGGCCCACUGAUGUUCUUGGUAUAUUGAAUGGGACAUAUCUAUGUGCUCUCACUGUUGAAGAAUUUCCAUGGAUAAUUCGGGGGCCUGGUGGCAAUCUGUCCUGGGUGACAAGCAGCAGGGGGUGACCUGAGCACCCACCUAUAACAAUAUAGGUAUAUCAAUGUGUGUGAAUAUAUGUGUGUGUAUAUGAAUAUGUGUGUGUGUGGAUAUGCAUGUUCAUACGUGUGAAUAUGUGUAUGUGUGUAAAUGUGAGUGUGUGAAUAUGUAUGUGCAUGUGAAGAUACAUGCAUGUGAGCAUGUGUCUGUAUAACAAAAUAAACAUCUACAGUUUGGGGGCGGUGGGUGCCUGUUGAACAUCUGUAUUCCUAACAGUAUAGUGCCCUCCUGUCCCCCCUCACUCUCGGCCCCCUCUCUUGCAGUGAAAUGGUUAAAAAAACAUUUAUUUGCUCUCUCAGUUCCAGUGGCGGUCGGUGCUAUGCAUCCUACAAUAUCAUCAGACGGGGGACCUAAUGUUCAUGUGCGGAGAGCACUGUGAGAGCAUUAGGGCCUCCACAAGGAAAGCAUUAAAUUCAUGAUUUCCUGUAGGGAUUUAAUUGAUGCUAGAUGCCCUCAUGCAGAGAGUGAGGACGCCCAGUGUCAGUUAAGUGGCUUAAAGUUGGAUAAAAUCCCAGAAGUGCCUCUACCGUGACAGCCACAAGGGGCUGUCUUUGUGCUGCAAUGUAAACAUUUCAAUUUCUAAAAAAUGUAAUGUUUUACAAUGCAGGACUAAGUGGGACAGGGACAUUGAACCCAGACCUCUUCAAUGAGAUGAAGUGGUCUGGGUGCCUAUAGUGUCCCUUUUAGGUACACCUCUGGACCAGUUUUCACAGUUUUUUGUUUUUUUUUCUAAAAACAUUUCACCAUACCUAUAUCUAGUAUGGACUGAAAAUAAUAAAAAAAAAAUAACCCAAAGUUAUCCUGUAUGAAAAUUAGACACUUAUUUAUUACAGAGAAAAAACUCUGUGACUGAACAUAUAUAUUUGUGAUUUUCCUCUAGUCAUUGUGCUCGUAUCUGGACAGACAGAAACCCCAGGAGGGAAUGUAUCUACUACUUUAUUGGAAGUUGUUGUCACUUCUCCAAUGGCUGGAUCUAAUGCAGGAACUGAUAUUAAUACCCAUACUGAGUCACAAAGCACAUCAAUUACCAGCACCACCACUGGACAUAAAGAAGACAUUAUACCUAGUACCACUGCUGAGUCCCAUAGUCCAUCUAUCACCAACACCAAAGCUGGACCAAAUGAAGAAAUUAUAACUAGUACCACUGCUGAGUCCCAUAGCCAAUCCAUCACCAGCACCAACGCUGGACCUAAAGAGGACAUUAUACCUAGUACAACCGUACAGUCCAAUAGUCCAUCUAUCACCAGCACCACCCCUGGACCUAAAGAGGACAAUAUACCUAGUACAACUGAUGAAACACAAAGCCAAACUAACACCAGUGCCACUGAUGGACCUGAUGCAGAAAUUAAAAUUAGUUCUACUGAGUCACAUGGACCAAAGACCACCAGUUCCAAUAGUUUUAUUGCAUCAACAACAGAAUUAAGUGUCACAUCUAAAAUUAAUAAUGAAACUACAGCCAUGUGGUCACUGAGUACCACUAUAAGUAUUGUCUCUAAUACUGUAUCAGAUAUCACAAGCAGUACAAGUAAUCUCACUAGUAAAGUGUCAGUAGAAGAUACAAGUGAGAACACAAGCAGUUUUACAGAUAUCAGAACAAGUGAUGUGACUAACAGUGUGCUAGUGGUGAAUACAAGUGAAGACACAAACAGUUAUCCAGACAGCAGUACAAAUAAUAUCACUAGCAUUGUGACAAUGACGGAUACAAGUGAAGUCACAAACAGUUAUCCAGACAGCAGUACAAAUAAUAUCACUAGCAUUGUGACAGUGACAGAAACAAGUGAAGACACAAGUAGUUAUCCAGACACCAGUACAAAUAAUAUCACUAGCAUUGUGACAGUGACAGAUACAAGUGAAGACACAAGCAGUUAUCCAGACAGCAGUACAAAUAAUAUCACUAGCAUUGUGACAAUGACGGAUACAAGUGAAGUCACAAACAGUUAUCCAGACAGCAGUACAAAUAAUAUCACUAGCAUUGUGACAGUGACAGAAACAAGUGAAGACACAAGUAGUUAUCCAGACACCAGUACAAAUAAUAUCACUAGCAUUGUGACAGUGACAGAUACAAGUGAAGACACAAGCAGUUAUCCAGACAUCAGUACAAAUAAUAUCACUAGCAUUGUGACAGUGACAGAAACAAGUGAAGUCACAAUCAGUUAUCCAGACACCAGUACAACUAAUAUCACUAGCAUUGUAACAGUGACAGAAACAAGUGAAGACACAAACAGUUAUCCAGACACCAGUACAAAUAAUAUCACUAGCAGUGUGACAGUGACAGAAACAAGUGAAGACACAAGCAGUUAUCCAGACACCAUUGCAAAUAAUAUCACAAGCAUUGUGACAGUGACAGAUACAAGUGAAGACACAAGCAGUUAUCCAGACAUCAGUACAAAUACUAUCACUAGCAUUGUGACAGUGACCGAUACAAGUGAAGACACAAGCAGUUAUCCAGACACCAGUACAAAUAAUAUCACUAGCAUUGUGACAGUGACAGAUACAAGUGAAGUCACAAGCAGUUUUACAGACACCAGUACAAAUAAUAUCACUAGCAUUGUGACGAUGACAGAUACAAGUGAAGACACAAGUAGUUUUCCAGACACCAGUACAAAUAAUAUCACUAGAAGUGUGAUGGUGACAGAUAAAAGUGAAGACACAAGUAGUUUUCCAGACACCAGUACAAAUAAUAUCACUAGAAGUGUGACGGUGACAGAUACAAGUGAACACACAGGCAGUUUUACAGACACCAGUACAAAUAAUAUCACUAGCAUUGUGACAGUGACAGAUACAAGUGAAGACACAAGCAGUUAUCCAGACACCAGUACAAAUAAUAUCACUAGCAGUGUGACAGUGACAGAUACAAGUGAAGACACAAGCAGUUUUCCGGACAACAGUACAAAUAAUAUCACUAGCAUUGUGACAGUGACAGAUACAAGUGAAGACACAAGUAGUUUUCCAGACACCAGUACAAAUAAUAUCACUAGCAUUGUGACAGUGACAGAUACAAGUGAAGACACAAGCAGUUUUCCAGACACCAGUACAAAUAAUAUCACUAGCAUUGUGACAGUGACAGAAACAAGUGAAGACACAAGCAGUUAUCCAGACACCAGUACAAAUAAUAUCACUAGCAUUGUGACAGUGACAGAGAAAAGUGAAGACACAAGCAGUUAUCCAGACACCAAUACAAAUAAUAUCACUAGCAUUGUGACAGUGACAGAAACAAGUGAAGACACAAGCAGUUUUCCGGACAACAGUACAAAUAAUAUCACUAGCAUUGUGACAGUGACAGAUACAAGUGAAGACACAAGUAGUUUUCCAGACACCAGUACAAAUAAUAUCACUAGAAGUGUGACGGUGACAGAUACAAGUGAACACACAGGCAGUUUUACAGACACCAGUACAAAUAAUAUCACUAGCAUUGUGACAGUGACAGAUACAAGUGAAGACACAAGCAGUUAUCCAGACACCAGUACAAAUAAUAUCACUAGCAGUGUGACAGUGACAGAUACAAGUGAAGACACAAGCAGUUUUCCGGACAACAGUACAAAUAAUAUCACUAGCAUUGUGACAGUGACAGAUACAAGUGAAGACACAAGUAGUUUUCCAGACACCAGUACAAAUAAUAUCACUAGCAUUGUGACAGUGACAGAUACAAGUGAAGACACAAGCAGUUUUCCAGACACCAGUACAAAUAAUAUCACUAGCAUUGUGACAGUGACAGAAACAAGUGAAGACACAAGCAGUUAUCCAGACACCAGUACAAAUAAUAUCACUAGCAUUGUGACAGUGACAGAGAAAAGUGAAGACACAAGCAGUUAUCCAGACACCAGUACAAAUAAUAUCACUAGCAUUGUAACAGUGACAGAGAAAAGUGAAGACACAAGCAGUUAUCCAGACACCAGUACAAAUAAUAUCACUAGCAUUGUGACAGUGACAGAAACAAGUGAAGACACAAGCAGUUUUCCGGACAACAGUACAAAUAAUAUCACUAGCAUUGUGACAGUGACAGAUACAAGUGAAGACACAAGCAGUUUUCCAGACACCAGUACAAAUAAUAUCACUAGCAUUGUGACAGUGACAGAGAAAAGUGAAGACACAAGCAGUUAUCCAGACACCAGUACAAAUAAUAUCACUAGCAUUGUGACAGUGACAGAGAAAAGUGAAGACACAAGCAGUUAUCCAGACACCAGUACAAAUAAUAUCACUAGCAGUGUGACAGUGACAGAUACAAGUGAAGACACAAGCAGUUUUCCGGACAACAGUACAAAUAAUAUCACUAGCAUUGUGACAGUGACAGAUACAAGUGAAGACACAAGUAGUUUUCCAGACACCAGUACAAAUAAUAUCACUAGAAGUGUGACGGUGACAGAUACAAGUGAACACACAGGCAGUUUUACAGACACCAGUACAAAUAAUAUCACUAGCAUUGUGACAGUGACAGAGAAAAGUGAAGACACAAGCAGUUAUCCAGACACCAGUACAAAUAAUAUCACUAGCAUUGUGACAGUGACAGAAACAAGUGAAGACACAAGUAGUUUUCCAGACAACAGUACAAAUAAUAUCACUAGCAUUGUGACAGUGACAGAUACAAGUGAAGACAGAAGCAGUUUUCCAGACACCAGUACAAAUAAUAUCACUAGCAUUGUGACAGUGACAGAGAAAAGUGAAGACACAAGCAGUUAUCCAGACACCAGUACAAAUAAUAUCACUAGCAUUGUAACAGUGACAGAGAAAAGUGAAGACACAAGCAGUUAUCCAGACACCAGAACAAAUAAUAUCACUAGCAUUGUGACAGUGACAGAGAAAAGUGAAGACACAAGCAGUUUUCCAGACAGCAGAACAAAUAAUAUCACUAGCGAUGUGACAGUGACAGAAACGAGUGAAGACACAAGUAGUUUUCCAGUUAUCAGUACAAAUAAUAUCACUAGCAUUGUGACAGUGACAGAUACAAGUGAAGUCACAAGCAGUUUUACAGACACCAGUACAAAUAAUAUCACUAGCAGUGUGACAGUGACAGAAACAAGUGAAGACACAAGCAGUUAUCCAGACACCAGUACAAAUAAUAUCACUAGCAUUGUGACAGUGACAGAAACAAGUGAAGACACAAGCAGUUAUCCAGACACCAUUGCAAAUAAUAUCACUAGCAUUGUGACAGUGACAGAUACAAGUGAAGACACAAGCAGUUAUCCAGACAUCAGUACAAAUAAUAUCACUAGCAUUGUGACAGUGACCGACACAAGCGAAGACACAAGCAGUUUUCCAGACACCAGUGCAAAUAAUAUCACUAGCAUUGUGAGAGUGACAGAUACAAGUGAAGUCACAAGCAGUUUUACAGACACCAGUACAAAUAAUAUCACUGGCAUUGUGACAGUGACAGAUACAAGUGAAGACACAAGUAGUUUUCCAGACACCAGUACAAAUAAUAUCACUAGAAGUAUGACGGUGACAGAUACAAGUGAACACACAAGCAGUUUUACAGACACCAGUACAAAUAAUAUCACUAGCAUUGUGACAGUGACAGAUACAAGUGAAGACACAAGCAGUUAUCCAGACACCAGUACAAAUAAUAUCACUAGCAGUGUGACAGUGACACAAACAAGUGAAGACACAAGCAGUUUUCCCAAUACCAGCACAAAUAAUAUCACUAGCAUUGUGACAGUGAAAGAAACAAGUGAAGACACAAGCAGUUAUCCAGACACCAGUACAAAUAAUAUCACUAGCAGUUUGGCAGUGACAGAAACAAGUGAAGACACAAGCAGUUAUCCAGACAUCAGUACAAAUAAUAUCACUAGCAUUGUGACAGUGACAGAUACAAGUGAAGACACAAGCAGUUAUCCAGACAGCAGUACAAAUAGUAUCACCAGCAGUGUGACAGUGACAGAAACAAGUGAAGACACAAGCAGUUUUCCAGACACCAGUACAAAUAAUAUCACUAGCAUUGUGACAGUGACAGAAACAAGUGAAGACACAAGCAGUUAUCCAGACAUCAGUACAAAUAAUAUCACUAGCAUUGUGACAGUGACAGAAACAAGUGAAGACACAAGCAGUUAUCCAGACAUCAGUACAAAUAAUAUCACUAGCAUUGUGACAGUGAUAGAAACAAGUGAAGACACAAGCAGUUAUCCAGACAUCAGUACAAAUAAUAUCACUAGCAUUGUGACAGUGGCAGAUACAAGUGAAGUCACAAGCAGUUUUCCUGGUAUCAGUACAGAUGAUGUCACUAGCAUUGUGACAGUGACAGAUACAAGCGAAGACACAAGCAGUUAUCCAGAUAUCAGUACAAAUAAUAUCACUAGCAUUGUGACAGUGACAGAAACAAGUGAAGACACAAGCAGUGUUCCAGACACCAGUACAAAUAAUAUCACUAGCAUUGUGACAGUGACAGAAACAAGUGAAGACACAAGCAGUUAUCCAGACACCAGUACAAAUAAUAUCAGUAGCAUUGUGACAGAAACAAGUGAAGACACAAGCAGUUUUCCCAAUAACAGCACAAAUAAUAUCACUAGCAUUGUGACAGUGACAGAUACAAGUGAAGACACAAGCAGUUUUCCCAAUACCAGCACAAAUAAUAUCACUAGCAGUGUGACAGUGACAGAAACAAGUGAAGACACAAUCAGUUUUCCCAAUACCAGUACAAAUAAUGUCACUAGCAUUGUGACAGUGACAGAUACAAGUGAAGACACAAGCAGUUUUCCAGACACCAGUACAAAUAAUAUCACUAGCAUUGUGACAGUGACAGAAACAAGUGAAGACACAAGCAGUUAUCUAGACACCAGUACAAAUAAUAUCACUAGCAGUGUGACAGUGACAGAAAUAAGUGAAGACACAAGCAGUUAUCCAGACACCAGUACAAAUAAUAUCACUAGCAGUGUGACAGUGACAGAGAAAAGUGAAGACACAAGCAGUUAUCCAGACACAAGUACAAAUAAUAUCACUAGCAGUGUGACAGUGACAGAAACAAGUGAAGACACAAGCAGUUUUCCCAAUACCAGCAGAAAUAAUAUCACUAGAAAUGUGUCAUUGCCAGAUACAAGGGUAACCACAAGCAAUUUUACACAUAGCAGUACAAAUAAUAUCACUAGCAAUAUGAUAGUGACAAAUAGAAGUGAAGACACAAGCAGUUUGUCUGAUUUCAGUUCUAGUAAUCCCACUCGCAGUGUGACAAUAGAAAAUACAAUUGAAGAUGCAAGCGGUGUGCCAGAUAUUAGUGAAAGUCAGCCUAGCAGCAUCUUACCAAACACUACUACAAUUCUACUUACUAGCCCUACAGAUAGACGGCCAACUAGUACUACAAGUCAACCUACCAGCCCUACCGAUAGCUGGAUAACUAGUACCCCAAGUCAACCUACCAGACUUACCAAUAGUUGGCCAGCUAGUGCUAAAACUUCGCCUACUGAUAGUUCGUUAACCAGUACUACAAGUCAACCUAACAGCCCUACCAAUAGCUGGCUAACUAGUACUACAAGUCAACCUACCAGCCUUACAGAUAGUUGGCCAACUAGUACUAAAAGUCCACCUACCGAUAGUUCGUUAACUAGUACAACAAGUCAACCUACCAGCACUACCGUUAGUUGGCUAACUAGUACUACAAGUCAACCUACAAACCCUACCGAUAGUUGGCCAACUAGUACUACAAGUCAAACAUCCAGCAGUUGGACAAACAAUUCUACAUAUCAAGUUACCGAUGGUAGCUUUGUGCCCAGUAGCACUUUCCUUCCAAGUCCUACAAGAAAUCAAUUGGGUGAGUAGUAAUUUUAAAGUUAUUAUAAAUGUUUUGCAUUUGUAUACAAAGCUCUAUUCAGUGCCUGUGAAUUUAGCUUUUUGACUCAGACAUAAGAUGUUCAUACCUUUGUAGCCUCUGGCACAGCUGCUUUACUUUACCUCUACCCGUGUAACGAGAAUAUACCCCUACACGCAGGAUCCAGCUAAACAGAGGCAAAUACAGAGGAGAGAUACGUCUACCGGACCUUAGAAUGGCCGGACUUGACGUAUAUGAGAGAAGACAGAGCCAGGAACAAACCGAGGUCAAGGGCACAGAGAGACAGCGUAAACUAGGACAAGCCGGGGUCUGGUACACGGAAAACAGCAAGCCGGCAAACAGUACAGAUAAGGAUAAAGCGAAAACGAAGUCAGAAUACGAAGCCAAAGUCAAUACGAGAAAACACAACUGAACACCACAAGCGCUAAAGGGAACUGAAACAGAAACCACGAUAGGGCAAGGAACAAAGGGAAGAAGGUGAGUAUAAAUACCUAAACAUCUAAUUUGAUUGGUCCCUGUCACAUCCACGCCCCCAAAAGGUAAGUGUAUGGGGAGUGUGGCAUGACAGGGACCAAUGGGAUGCCUUUUCCAAUUUAGGCACCCACUGUCCCUUUAAGAGCGCGCCCGAGACUCGCGGCGCGCUCUUAGUUUCAGGCGGGACACGUGACCGCCUCACGCGGUCACUGCCCGCCCUCCAUCCGAAGUAGUUGGAUGAGCCGCGCGCGGCUCGUGCAGCCGCAGGACCGCGCGCGGCUUGAAGAGAGGACCGCGACCGGCCCCCGGUUAAGGUAAGUAACGCUACAGUACCCCCCCCUGAGGACACGCCCCCCGGGCGGGUAGGACCAGGCCUGGCAGGAAAACGUGAAUGGAAAGAGCGCACAAGACGGGGAGCAUGGACAGCAUCGGCCGAAAUCCAACUGUGCUCCUCAGGCCCAUAACCCUUCCAAUGUACCAAGUACUGAAGUCGACCCCUAAGGAAACGAGAGUCAAGAACAGCAGACACUUCAAACUCCUCAUGACCCUCCACCGAGAUAGGAGGGGGAGGAGGAGUAUGCCGGGUAUAGCGGUUGCGUACGAAAGGUUUCAACAAUGAGGUGUGAAAAACAUUAGGAAUACGUAGAUUCUUAGGCAGGCCCAAGGCAUAAGAAACAGGAUUAACCUUAUGUAUAAUACGAUAAGGUCCAAUGAAGCGGGGAGCCAAUUUCAUAGAAGGCACCCGGAGACGAAUAUUCCGCGUGGAAAGCAAAACCCUGUCCCCCACAACAUAGGACGGAGCUGCUCUGCGAUGCUUGUCAGCCUGAGCCUUCUGGCGAGUAGCAGAGUCCACCAAAGAACGCUGAACCUGCUCCCAAGUAUUACGCAAACCAGCCAAAUGCUCAUCCAGAACUGGCAUGCCCUGUGAGGAGAAUGCAGCCGGAAGAACAACGGGAUGCUGGCCAUAGACAACGUAAAAAGGGCUCUUGCCGGAAGAAUCAUGAGUGGCGUUAUUCCGAGCAAAUUCAGCCCAAGGAAGCAGGUCAGACCAAUUGUCCUGAUGGUGAGACACAAAACAACGGAGGUAUUGCUCCAGAGACUGGUUGGCACGUUCAGCAGCCCCAUUAGACUGGGGAUGAUAAGCGGAAGAAAAUGAGAGAGAAAUACCCAUUUCUGAACAAAAGGCCCUCCAGAACCUGGAAAUAAAUUGGCUACCCCUAUCGGAUACAAUAGAUACGGGAAUCCCAUGUAAUCGAAAUACUUCUCUAGCGAAGAUAUGAGCCAGUUCCUUGGAUGUGGGCAACUUGCGAAGAGACACGAAGUGAGCCAUUUUGGAGAACCGAUCCACUAUCAUCAGGAUUACUGUGUUACCAUUUGAAGGGGGUAAUUCAACAAUAAAAUCCAUGGACAGGUUAGACCAAGGUCUCUCGGGAACGGGUAACGGAUGCAACAGCCCACAAGGAACUCUACGGGAGGAUUUCAUACAGGCACAAGUAGUACAAGCACUUAUAUAGUCAGUGACAUCCUUUCGUAAGGAAUCCCACCAAAAAUACCGAGAAACAGCUGACACCGUUUUGGAAAUACCAGGAUGUCCAGCGGUCUUAGUAUCAUGAUAUAAUGACAUAAUAUCCCGUCUCUCAGGAACAUCAACGAACAGUUUAUCAUUAGGCCUCUCGCUAGGUGCCAUGCUUUGUUUCGCUUGUAUGGCCUGCAAGAGGGACGAGGAAAUAGACAAAAUAGUAGUAGCUAUUAUCCUGUCUGGGGGAAUGACAGGAGUAACAUCAAUCUCCUGUUUGUCAGUAGUUUCGAACUGUCUGGACAGAGCGUCUGCUUUAGUGUUGCGAUCACCUGGCCUAUAGGUGAUAAUAAAAUUGAAACGAGACAAAAAUAGUGACCACCUAGCCUGCCUGGAAGACAAUCUUUUGGCUUCGCUAAGAUAGGAUAGGUUCUUGUGAUCCGUAAAAAUGAGGAUAGGAUCCUUAGUUCCCUCUAACAAAUGUCUCCACUCUUUAAGUGCUAAAAUAAUAGCAAGGAGUUCGCGAUUACCCACAUCAUAAUUUUUCUCUGCUUUGGACAUUUGUUUAGAAAAGAAGCCGCAUGGAUGCAAUGGCUUCUCAGGCGACUCUCUUUGGGACAAGACAGCACCUACCCCAAUAUCCGAAGCAUCAACUUCAAGAAUAUAGGGCAGUGAGGGGACAGGAUGCUGUAAAAUAGGUGCAGAGGCGAACGUAGUUUUAAGAAAUUCAAAAGCCUGAAGUGCCUCGGUAGACCAAACACGAGUAUUGCCAUCCUUUUUAGUCAUACGGGUAAUAGGUGCUACAAUGGACGAGAAACCUUUGAUAAAACGUCUAUAAUAAUUGGAGAACCCAAGAAAACGCUGAAUAGCUUUCAGACCUUGCGGUAGAGGCCAUUCUAUUACAGCAGCUAGCUUCUGGGGAUCCAUACGAAAACCUUUAGCGGAAAUCAAAUACCCCAAGAACUGGACUUCGGUUUGGUCAAACAGACAUUUUUCUAGCUUGCAAUAAAGACCAUUAGCAAGAAGGGUCUUCAAAACUGUCGUAACAUGUCUGUGAUGAGUGUGUAUAUCUGCAGAAUAUAUUAAAAUGUCGUCCAAGUAUACGAUAACAAAUGUGUGAAUAAAAUCUCUCAAUACAUCAUUAAUAAAUUCUUGGAAUACUGCUGGGGCAUUGCAAAGCCCAAAUGGCAUAACAGUGUAUUCGUAAUGACCGGAUCUAGUGUUGAAUGCAGUCUUCCAUUCGUGAUUUUCCUUUAUACGUAUCAAAUUGUAUGCAUUCCUAAGGUCUAAUUUAGUGAACACAGUGGCAUGUUUCAGCCCGUCAAAUAAUUCUGUAAUCAAAGGUAUAGGGUAUGCAUUUUUGAUAGUGAUUUUGUUUAGACCUCUAUAAUCUAUACACGGUCUUAAAUCACCUUCUUUCUUUGAUACAAAGAAGAACCCUGCUCCAGCUGGAGAAGAGGAUCUCCUAAUAAACCCUUUUUCUAAUGAUUCCUUGAUGUACUCCUCCAUGACACGGUUUUCUUGAACCGAUAAGGGGUACACCCUGCCCUUUGGAGGUAUAGUGCCAGGCAACAAGUUAAUAGCGCAAUCAUAGGGUCUGUGAGGCGGUAAUUUCUCAGCCUCCCUUUUAUCGAAAACAGUCUUUAGAGAUAAAUACUGAGGGGGUAUAACCAUAGACAAAGGAGGACUGGUAGGUACCUCAAUAGAAUUCAAAGGUGUGACUUCCACGUACAAGACUCGUGGCAGGCCUUACUCCAUGAUUUUAUUUGCCCUGUCUCCCAGUCAAAAAUGGGAUUGUGAGCACGUAACCAUGGAUACCCUAAUACCAACUGUGAAGAGGGAGAGGUGAUAACCUGGAAUCGAAUGGUUUCGUAGUGUAAAACCCCUGUGUACAUGUGUAGUGGUUCAGUCUCAUGAGUAACAACUGGAGAACUCAAUGGUCUACCAUCUAUGGCCUCAACGGCCAAGGGUAUCUCCUUCUCUCUAAUGGGAAUGUUGUUUCUCUUUAUAAAGCCAGAGUCUAUAAAAUUUUCAGCUGCCCCAGAGUCAACCAGAGCAUAUAUGUUGUCAACUAUACAAAUCUCUCCCAUAUAUAAAGAAACCGGGAGAAGCAAGCGGUUAGGAGGCAAUUUAGGAGACUUAGAUAUCACACCCAAGGCCAGUCCCCUAUAAGGUCUUAGGUGCGAGAGUUUUCCGGGAGUAAAGGACAUUCCUUUACCAUAUGGUCUCUCCUACCACAGUAUAGGCAGAGUCCCUCCCUUCUCCUAUGUAAUUUCUCAGUAUCAGAGAGUUUGGCAACCCCUAAUUGCAUAGGUUCCUCCUCAGACACUUUAACACUCUCUGGUAUAUUAACUCUGGGGUUAAUGGGUGUAACAAAACGUCUAUUCCUGUUCUUGGUAUAGAGCCUGUCACGAAUUCUAUUAUCAAUAUCAAUGAGGUAAUCGAUAAGGUCCUCUAAGGCAAUAGGAAGCUCCUUAGCUGCUACCUCAUCCAAUAUCGUAUCUGACAAACCUUCCAUAAAGGCAGUAGUUAACCCAUUGUUGGUCCAAUCUACCUGUGAAGCAAGAGUGCGAAACUGAAUAGCAUAAUCAGCCACAGACCUAGAACCCUGUUUAAUUCUCAUUAAUGCUCUUGCGGCAUUCUUUGACCUUUUCAUUGUGUCAAAAGUUCUACGAAAAGCCGUAAGAAAACUGUUGAAAUCAUGUACCAUAGGCCCAUUAGCUUCCCAAAUAGGAUUUGCCCACUCAAGUGCCUUAUCGGUAAGUUGGUGCAUAAAGAACCCAACCUUAGACCUCUCUGUGGGAAAUGAACGUGGAUACAUUUCAAAGUGAAAUUCAAUCUGAUUAAUAAACCCUCUGCAAGUCUUAGAGUCCCCUCCAUACCUAGGAGGAGGUGUUAAAUGGGCCGAAGUAUUAGGCAAAGUAGAUACUUCAGGGAGAAGGGGCGUAGGAGGGUUAGGUGUAGUUGCUGGAACGGUUCUAGCUAGGAGCGUCUGGAGAGCCUGAGCUAUUUGAUCCAUACGGUGAUCCUGCUCUACAAAUCUUGCCUCAUGGGACGCCAUCUGUUGAGCUAAAUCUGCGGGGUCCAUGGCCCUAUCGUAAUGUAACGAGAAUAUACCCCUACACGCAGGAUCCAGCUAAACAGAGGCAAAUACAGAGGAGAGAUAAGUCUACCGGACCUUAGAAUGGCCGGACUUGACGUAUAUGAGAGAAGACAGAGCCAGGAACAAACCGAGGUCAAGGGCACAGAGAGACAGCGUAAACUAGGACAAGCCGGGGUCUGGUACACGGAAAACAGCAAGCCGGCAAACAGUACAGAUAAGGAUAAAGCGAAAACGAAGUCAGAAUACGAAGCCAAAGUCAAUACGAGAAAACACAACUGAACACCACAAGCGCUAAAGGGAACUGAAACAGAAACCACGAUAGGGCAAGGAACAAAGGGAAGAAGGUGAGUAUAAAUACCUAAACAUCUAAUUUGAUUGGUCCCUGUCACAUCCACGCCCCCAAAAGGUAAGUGUAUGGGGAGUGUGGCAUGACAGGGACCAAUUGGAUGCCUUUUCCAAUUUAGGCACCCACUGUCCCUUUAAGAGCGCGCCCGAGACUCGCGGCGCGCUCUUAGUUUCAGGCGGGACACGUGACCGCCUCACGCGGUCACUGCCCGCCCUCCAUCCGAAGUAGUUGGAUGAGUCGCGCGCGGCUCGUGCAGCCGCAGGACCGCGCGCGGCUUGAAGAGAGGACCGCGACCGGCCCCCGGUUAAGGUAAGUAACGCUACAACCCGUCAGAUACCUAUACUAUGUGUAAUACAGGUCAGUGCUUACAAGCUGUGCUCCUGGACUCCAGCCAAUCAUCGCCUCUUAAAGGGACAAUAUAUUUUAACGGGACAAAUGACACAAAUUUGAUUUUUUGAAAUGGUUCUUCCCAGUUUUGUAAAAUAUUAGCAGAUAAUUUUUGCAAUAUUUAUUUGAAAAUAUAUUUAAUUAAAGUCAUUUGGUAUUGUUUUCUUAGAAACCUUUACGGAAAAGGUUGUGCUCAAAUUCCGCUGGCAAAGUUUUUGGCUGACUGACAAUGUGAUGGGUGCACAUCUGCAAGAGGUAACUAAAAUCGUCCCUACCAUUACUGUCUGAUAAUCAAAUCAGGUUUAAUCAGUGCAUUUAUAAAAAAACAAAACAUUGCAUAUUUCAGACCUCUAUGUAAAAUUCACAGACUAUGGCUCUAAACAAUGGAUUUUUAUAAACAUCUCUGCAGUGAGGUCCGUUAGGGGCAUACUAAGGAGGUUGGGUGGGAUUGCCAUGGGGGGUCUGGUAAUAACUGCUGCUGCUGUAGUACUGCAGCAAGAUUAAGUUGAGCAAUGUAUUUUCCUCUGCCUGGCUUUUUCUGCUAAAGUUCUGCUAAAUAUUGGACCUGCUGUGUGUUUCUGGAGGGUGUAUCCUGUCACUCUCUCCUCUCAAGCAGCACUCGGCUUGCAUGCAGUUCACUCAAGGGCAUAGCAUGGUCAUGAAGUGCCCGGGGCAAGUACUUUAAUUUGCCCUCCCCCAAAUAAUAGUUCCUAUAAUACAUUGUGCCAGCCAGGCCCGGACUGGCCAUCGGGCAUACCGGGCAAAUGCCCGGUGGGCCGCGAUGGCCGUGGGGCCGAGGCCGGCAGGGGAGAUCACAGGAUCUCCCCGGCCGGCUCCUGCAGGGCCAGCGCUACCCGAUCUCCCUUUACCGGCCCAGAGACACUUCCAGGCGGCCGCUUGCUGGGGUGUGAGGAGAGGACCGGUGUUCUAUCAGUUUGGUAUACCCCGUCAGAUUGCUAUACCCACGUCACUUCCGGGGAGGGGAAUCAGCUGUCUCCUGUGCUGCACAUGCGUGCUAGCACUCCUGCUACUCCUCCACAGCAAGGUCCUGGAAGGUAAGUAAAACUAGUUUUACACUUUCAUUAUAGUUAGUGCAUUCACUAAGCUUAGGACAUGGGACAUUUAGGGUUAAUGUUAGGGUUCAAAUUAGGGUUAGGAUUAGGGACUUGUUCCUAUUUAGUGAUAUUUCACAUUAGGGGAAUAUCACUAAAUAGUGAAUUCUCACACUUUAUUUUAACCCUUACCCCAAGGGUUAGGGUAAGAAUAGAGUGUGAGAGAGGUUAGAAGCACUUACCUAACCCUAAUUUGUACCCUCACUUAACCCUAAAUGUCCCGUGUGCCUAAGCUUAGUGAAUGCACUAACUAUAAUGAAAGUGUAAAACUAGUUUUACUUACCUUCCAGGACCUUGCUGUGGAGGAGUAGCAGGAGUGCUAGCACGCAUGUGCAGCACAGGAGCCAGCUGAUUCCCCUCCCCGGAAGUGACGUGGGUAUAGCAAUCUGACGGAGUAUACCAGACUGAUAGAACACCGGCGGAGCUCUAUCCAGCAGCUCCGCCGGGUCCUCUCGCGAGAGUGAACUCUAGCCUACAGGCUAGAGUUCACGCUCACCACUAGGACCACCAGGGAUCAGGCAGCAUGGCUCUCCUCCCUGGCAGAACGGCUCCCCCCCGUCCCAGGCAAAACGGUCCCCCCCCCCUCCCAGGCUAAAGGUAAGAAGGGAGGGGGGGGAUAUAACUUUUUAAAAAAUUAUUAUUAUUAAUAAAAUAAAAAAAUAAUUUAAAUUAAAAAAUCACACUCACACACACACAUCACCCCCAGACACACACAGUACCCCCAGACAUACACAUCACCCCCAGAAACACACAGCACCCCCAGACACACACAUCACCCCAGACACACACAUCACCCCCAGACACACAUCACCCCCAGACACACACAGCACCCCCAGACACACACAGCACCCCCAACACACACAGUACCCCCAGACACACACAGUACCCCCAGACACACACAGCACCCCCAGACACACACAGCACACAGCACCCUCAGACAUACACAUCACCCCCAGACACACACAGCACCCCCAGACACACACACAGCACCCCCAGACACACACAGCACCCCCAGAGACACACAGCACCCCCAGAGACACACAGCACCCCCAGACACACACAGCGCACCCAGACACACACAGCGCACUCAGGCACACAGCACCCUCACUCACACACAGCACCCUCGCUCACACACACACACACAUAUAUAUAUAUAUAUAUAUAUUUACAGAUAUAUAUAUAUAUAUAAUAUAUAAAAUAACCCUCAGUGAGUUAACAGACAAAGAAAAUUAGAAUGUGACGGCAGAUAAAAACACCCUCACACACAGCACCCCUCUUACAUACACACACACUGCGCCCCUCACACAUACAAUACGUCCAAAUAUAUAUAUGUAUGUAUAUACACACACACACACUACAGCACUACAUACAUUACACUCCAGAUACACGCUAGAUCCCUUACCUUAUAUGCACUCUUAAUCCUCUAUACACACACACACACACACAAUCUCCUAUACACACUCUGGGUCCUUUACACACUAGAUCUCCUACACACACACUGCACCACCUACACACACACUACAUUCCUUGUCAGCAAACACAUACAACAUUCUCUAAACACACCCUCUCUACAACCCCUACACACACUACGUCACCUAUACACACACACUACAGCCCGUAUGCACACAUUCGCUACAUCCCCUAUAACACUAUGCCACCUAUACACACACUCUCUACAGCCCCUAGCCACACAUAUUACACCACAAACACAUAUGAAAUUGACCUAUUUACACAAUGCCACACCACACUCUACACACACGCAAUCCCACAAGCAGGCUCCAAACACAUGCACCAUACACUUUCCUGUCCCUUUUGUCCUCUGGUAUCCCACUUGUUGAGACACCAGAGACAAUUUAAAAGCAAACACAGCGCAAGCAUGUUAUUAAAUUUGCUUGCGCUGCGCAGAACAAAUACAGGGCCUUUUUCUAAUGCCAGAGCUCUUCAGCGCAGCUCUGCGCAUUGAACCAACAUGCUCACUUUGAGAGGAGGCGUGCUUGUCAUUAGUGAUGACAAAACACACCCUCUCUGGCCCCGCCCCCUUCUUAGGGGGCCGCUCUGAUUGAAAAAUGCCCGGGCCUAAUUUUUUCCCCAGUCCGGCCCUGGUGCCAGCAUAAUACAUAGUUAUACGAGUUAAAAAAAAAAAUACAAUUGGCAAAGGACCAAUGUGGACGAGGGCACUCACAGGUCUUCAAAAUAAACAAAAUAACAAUAUAUAUAUAUAUGAAACCAAGAGGGCUGCACUCACCUGAAAAUGCAUACAUUAUAGGGUGCUGCUGGGGCCAAAAUAUACAACAUACAAAUUAUACAAUCCAGAGCACUCACUUAUUCACUAAACAAUGAUUUUUAAAUCUUAGAGAUUGUAGUAGUUUUAUUUAAAAACACCUCACAAGGAAAACAAUAAUGGGGGUUUAGUUACAUUAUAUGAUCAUAUAUUGCAUAAGCCUGUCACACCGUCAACGUACCCCAUUCUUGGCAGGUCCUACUCUAACAGCCUAAUGCUUUCUCUUAUGAGAUUAAUCCACUUACUUGGGAAAUACUUCCUUACUGGGAUACAAUGAGUAAAAUCCCAAAAGAAAAUAAAGACCAUUCUUUCAUCACCCAAAGCACAAUGCUGUGUCACUAUUAUUAUUAUUAGUUUUAUUGGUAUUUAUAUAGCGCCAACUAUUCCGCAGCGCUUUACAAUAUUAUGAAAGGGGUAUAUUUACAAUAAAUGAGACAUUUACAAAGUGACAGAGGAACAAUAAGUAGAUGAGGGCCCUGCUCAAACAAGCUUACAGUCUAGAUGAGGUGGGGUACAAAUACCCAACAGGACAGCAAUUGUGACAGCCACCAAACAAGGUGGAAAAGUAGAAGAACUGGAGGUGAGAGUGGAGUGUGGAGUAGAGGGAAGUAAGAAACAGAUAUGAAUAGGUGUAUAUAAGUUAUUCUGGGAGUCCAUAAGCAUUUUUGAACAGACGUAUUUUGAGGGACCUUUUAAACAAUUGAAGACUAGGGGAGAGUCUGAUGGGGUCGACAGGCUGUUGCCCGCAAGAAGUCCUGCAAGCUUGAGUUAGCAGUAAGGGUGCGAGCAGCAGACAGGAGAAGGUCACUGGCAGAAGGGAAGAGAAAGAGAAGGGGCAUAUCUAUAGAUCAGUGAAGAAAUGUGUGAUGAGACCAAUCUCGCCACUGGAGUUUUGCCUCUGUCCUUGGAGAUAAUUGGAUUACUUCCCAAUUAUCUCCAGGAUAGAAGACUCUGUGGAACUGGUUUUGGGCAGAAAAGCCAUGCUUCAUUUGGUCACAAAGGACUAUGAUCUAUAUUUUGAACCACUGGACCAAUUUGGAUGAUGAUGACGUAUGUUUGUAUUUGGAGUAUGCUGAUUCUGAAAAUGUAAGUUUUAUGUGAAUGUGAUGCAUACUUUUAAAGUUAUGAAUAAUGUGGAAAAACUGUAUUUCUAUGUCUGUGAUAAUUACAUUACCCAUUGUGUAAAGGUAAUUGUAUCACAGGCAGAGGGGAGAAUUUUGUGUGGGUGUGUCUGAGUGUAUUGUACGUGUUUAUUGGUUGUUUUUCAAAAUCCUGUGGGUGGUACUAAUGUGUAUAUAAGAACAAUAAAUCCACAGCUCUGUCUGUUCCUGCUUGACCCUCAAAACGGAGCCUUGUCUCGUUCUUGGGGGGAUUUAUUGUAUACUGUUCCAGUUCGUCUGCUAGGAGUAUAAACCUAUUUGUAUGGUUUUUCCUAUUCGGCUGUUUACAGCAUUCGUAUGUUUGAGAGCAUUCAUAUGCUUCUCCAGUUCGGUGGAUUGGUGUCUACAGUAGUUGCCUGUGUCUCUGGAAGGGGAAGAUCUUCUAAAUGGCGGUUUAGCACUUUUAUGCCUGGAGGUGCCGUUACAAAAUGUAAGAGGGGCUAGAGUUGGUUAGAGCUUUAUAGGUAAGGGUUAGUAUUUUGAAUUGACACCUAUAGGAUACAGGAAGCCUCGACAGAGAGGUGAGGUAUGGAAGGAUCGAUGGGGGAGAAAGAUCAGCCUGGCUGCAGCAUUCAUUACUGAAUGUAGAGGGGCAGUUCGGCUUCUGGGGAGACCAACUAAGAGAGAAUUAGAGUAAUCCAUGCGAGUGAUUACCAGAGAAUGAACAAGCUCCUUGGCAGCAUAUUCUAGUAAAGGCAACAAGCUUGCAAGGACGGACUGAUACAAGUACCAUCAACUUGCAGAGAAAGCAAAGGACCAAGAACAGAUCCUUAGGGGACAUCCAACUGAGACAGGGUGAGAGGAUGAGUUGUCAUUGCAAAAUGACACUUAACAAAUGUUUGGAGAGAUAGGAGGAGUACCACAAGAGGACAGAGUCACAGAGACCGAGGGAUUGAAGAGUUUGGAGAAGAAGGACAUGAUCAACAGUAUCAAAGGCAGCAGAGAGAUCAAGAAGAAUUAGUAUGGAGUAACUGUGAUUAGGUAAUUUGUAACUUCAAUAAGAGCAGUCACAGUAGAGUGGAGGGGGCGAAAGUCAGAUUGAAGAGAAUCGAGGAGGGAGUUGGAAUUGACAAAUCUUUCUAGAAGCUUUGAGGAAAAAAGAAACAGGGACAUAGGACAAUAGCUGGGGAAGACAGGUCUAGGGGUGGCUUUUUUAGGAUGGGUACAGUACAAUGCUUAAAAGGAGCAGGGAAAGUAGGAUUGUUGAGCAAGGGUGAGGACUGUACUGUAUGAAUUCAUAAUGGAGGAAGCCUGACAAGGUGCGUGACCUGUUCCAGCAGUAUUCAGCUGAAAGGGAGCACCUCUGGAGGUAACGGGUUGACUUAGUGUGCCAAGUUUGGAGUUGCGUCCUCUUUGAGGUGCAUGUUUGGAGUGGGCCUCAAUGUCCAGGGCAGAGGUGAGGGUAGCAUUAUAUUAUUAUUAUUAUUUUAUUAUUUAUAUAGUGCCAUCAGACUCCGUAGCGCUGUACAAUGGGUGGACUAACAGACAUGUAAUUGUAACCAGACAACUGGACGUACAGGAGCAGAGGGGUGGAGGACACUGCUCCAGGAGCUUACAUUCUAGAGGGAGUGGGGUAUAGUGACACAAAGGGUAAAAGUAGGGGUACAAAGUAGGUUGUUAGAAAAGUAUUAAUUGAGGGUUUAGUAGGUAAUUUUUGACAGUUGCAGGGGAGGAGUUAUGGCGAGUGGGGGAUGAAAACCUGCUGACAGUUUAAUUAAUAUGCUUUCUUGAAGAAGUGAGUUUUCAAUGAUUUUUUGAAUGAGUGGAGACUGGGUGAAAUUCUUACGGAGAGGGGAAGGGCGUUCCACAGACGAGGUGCAGCCCUGAAAAAGUCUUGGAGGAGAGUGUUAGAGGUGGGAGUACGGACAAAGGAUAUACAUAAGUCUUUGGCAGAGCAUAGGGGCCUCGAUGGGACAUACCUGUGUAUUAGGGAGGAUAGGUAGGUUGGAGCAGCAUUAUGUAGGGACUUGAAAGCAAGCACCAGAAUUUUAAAUUGAGCCCUAUAUCUAACUGGAUGCCAAUGCAUGGACUGACAGAGCGGGGAGGCAUGAGAGGUGCGGGCGGACAGAAAAAUGAGCCCUGCCACCUCAUUCAUUAUAGAUUGCAGCGGUGCAAUCUGAGAACACGUAGGACCACUGAGAAGAGUAUUGCAGUAGUCCAGGUGAGAGAGAACAUCCGGGGUUAAAUAGGGGCGAAUGCGUGCUAUGUUUUUGAGAUGGCAACAGGAUUUGACUAUUGAUUGGACAUGAGGGGUGAAGGAGAGGUUGGAGUCAAAAAUAACACCCAGGUAGCGAGCCUGCGAGGUAGAGGUGAUGGUAGCGUUGUUGACUUGGAGGGAGACAGACACAGGGGUAGUAACACUUGAGGGAGGAAAGACCACAAGUUCUGUUUUGGACAGGUUGAGUUUAAGGAAGUGAGCAUCCAUUUGGAAAUUGAAGAGAGGCAGUUAGAGACAUGAGUCAAGACGGGUUGAGAGGACAGGUAGAUUUGCGUGUCAUCCGCAUAGAAAUGAUUAUGGAAGCCAAGAGCUGAUGAGUUUACCAAGGGAGGCAGUGUAGAUAGAGAACAGUAGGGGACCAUGGACAGAACCUUGGGGGACGUGGACAGAGAGUGGUUGGGGGAAAAGGCAGAGUCAGAGAAAGAAACACAGAAAGAGCACUGGGAGAGGUAAAAGGAGCACCAGGAGAGAGCAGUAUCCCAUAGACCAAGAUUACGGAGAAUGUGAAGAAGAUGUUGAUGAUCAACAGUGUCAAAGGUAGCAGAAAGAUCAAGGAGAAUUAGGAUAGAGUAAUGGCCGCGAGAUUGAGCAGCAAUUAAAUCGUUGGAUACUUUGGUCAUAGCCGUUUGACAGAAAGACCAGCGCGGAAUCCAGACUGAAGGGGGUCAAGCAGAGAGUUGGUUUCGAGAAAGUCAGUCAGUCUGGUGUACACAACUUUCUCGAGGAUCUUGGAGGCAAAUGGCAGCAGCGAGAAAGGGCAGUAGUUGGAUGUGAAGUUGGGGUCAAGGCUGGGCUUUCUCAGAAUUGGGGUUAAAGUUGCGUGUUUGAAGGGUGAGGGAAAUGUGCCAGAGGAAAGGAAGAGAUUGAAAAUUUUAGUGAGGGGAAGAGCAAGAGAGGGAGACAUAGUGCGGAUGAGAUAUGAAGGAAUAUGAUCGAGGGAACAGGUGGUGGGGCGGGAGGACCGGAGCAGAGCAGAAACCUCUUCUGCUGUAGCAGGUGUGAAUGAGUGUAGAGUGGUGGAGGGAGUUGGGUGAUGUAAUGGUAGGGGAAGGAGAGAAAUUAGCGAUCUCUUCUCUGACUGUAGAGAUCUCAGUGAAGUGAGAUGCAAAGAUGGUAGAAGGAGGGGGAUUAACAGGGCGAAGAAGAGCAAAAGUGUGAGAUAGGUGUUUGGGUUGAUGGGACAGUGUACUUAUGAGGGUAUUAAAGUAAUGUACUUUUGCAGCAGAGAGAGCCAGGCUAUAGGAGUGCAGUAUAAAGUUAUAGUGGAGGAAGUCAGAUGCAAAGUGAGACUUUCUCCAGCAGCGUUCUGCAGUUCUAGAACAUUUUUGGUGGUAACGGGUCAGUUUGGUGUGCCAGGAUUGUAGUUUGUGGCGCUUGUUGCGUUUAAUUGUAGGAGGUGCCAUGAUGUCGAGUUGAGUUGUAGAGUGAGGUAGCCGAGUUAGGGCAAGUUAGAUUUGAGAUGGGUAAGAGGAGAGUAGUAAGUUUGGUGGAAAAAUGCUGGAGAUCAAGGCAGUUGAGGUUUCUGCGAGAUUGGAGAGUUGAGGGUGGUGAAAUUUUGGUACGGGGUAUGCUGAUGUCAAAAGUUAGUAGAUGGUGGUCAGACAAAGGAAAUGGAACAGUGGAGAUUAGAGGUGGUAAUUAUAUGAGGAGACAGCCAGAGAUGAACAGGAGAAGGUAGGGAUGGAUGAGAGUUUGGAAUGGAGAUGAGCUGAGAGUUGCUGGAGGUCAAAGAUAACAGCUAUGUUAGCAGAGAUGGGUUUGAACAGACAAAUUAAAUUAAAUUAACAAAGGUGAAGAGAGGAAGGGAAGGGGGUAGUCAGAGGUUUAAAGGAGCAGUGGGGCUUAUUGCCUAAGCGACACUUUAUGAAUUCCAAACCAGUUUUCAAUCUAUAUGACAGUCCAGACAGGUUUCACUGGUUUCCUUGUCCCUCUGUAGACACAAUGCCAAAAAAUUAUUAAUUAUUAAUCCCAGUGGCGUACACAUGACCCAUGGGGCCCCGGUGCAAAAAUUGAUCCGUGGGCCCCCCCCCGCGUGCUUACUUGGCGCGGGUCGGGGCCGCAACACAUGGCGGCGGGCACCUGGUCGCAGGGCUGUGACCCCGCAAAUGCGGUAUGCUGCACACACACCUAAAGGACCACUACAGAUACCCAGAUCACAUCAGCUCAAUGAAGUGGUCUGGGUGCCAGGUCCCUCUAGUUUUAACCCUGCAGCCUAAAACAUAGCCGUUUCAGAGAAACGGUUAUGUUUCACUGAGGGUUAAUCCAGCCUCUGGUGGCUGUCUCAUUGACAGACGCUAGAGGAGAUUCCGCGAUUCUCACUGUGAAAAUCACAGUGAGAAGACACUGAACGUCCAUAGGAAAGCAUUGAGUAAUGCUUUCCUAUGGGCGGUUUAAAUGCGCGCGCGCUCCUCUUGCCGCGCAUGUGCAUUCGGAGCUGAGAGGCGGCGGGAUCCCCAGCGCCAAGGAAGUCCGGCGCUGGAGAAAGGUAAAUGCUGAAGACACACACUCUCACUAACAGACGCAUACACACUAGCUAACAGACACACACAUUUACUGACAGAGACACACUCAGCGACAGACAUACAUACACACUCACUUACAAAACAUACACUUUCACUGACAAACACACACUACUAACAGACAUCAGACACACUCAGUAACAGACACACUCAGUAACAGACACACCCAAUAACAGACACACUAACACCCACACUAACACUUACACACACACUAACACACACACACUAAUAAACACACACACACUAAUACAAACACACACUAACACACACACACUAACACUAACACACACACACUAACACACACACUAACACUAACACACACACACUAACACACACUAACACAUGUUUGUUUUUUAAUUGAAUCCCCCAGCCUCCUUACCUUUUGGAGUGCUGGGGGGAUUCCCUGGGGUCCAGUGGUGGUGCUGCUGGGCUCCUGGGGCUCCUGGGAGGGCGGGCGAGCGGGCUGUCUGGGUUGCCGGCGCGCGAGGGAGCACUUUCCCCUGUGUGCUUCCUCUUCAGCUCCCUUGCGCACCGCGUAGGGAUGCCGGAGCCGGAAGAUGACGUCAUCUUCCGGCUCCGGUAUGAGUGCGGUGCACGAGGGAGCGGAAGAGGGAGCACUCAGCCAGGGAAAGUGUUCCCUCACGCGCCGGCCACCCAGACCCUGGUAUGUACGCCACUGAUUAAUCCUUUAAUGAUUAUUAUCCCUGUAAAUGAAGUGAUGCUUAAUAAGUGUCUAUAGACAAUUGUGACUUUAUUGUACAUUCUUUGCUAGUAUAUAUGUUUUCAGUUCCUGACACAUUCUGCUUCUGGAAAACCCCAUGUCUGUUUUUUUAUAUCUGUAUAUAGUCACAUUUAUUUAUAAUUUGGUGGUAUGUAAUUCAUUAAUUAAUUUGAGGAACCUAUUUAUACACACUGAACAUUUGUAUCCUUUAUGCAUGAUUAAGACUCAUUUGAGGUCAAACCUUGCAUUAUUUUUGUGGGGUGACUUACCCUUUGAUAAAGUUUGCACCAUCAGUAUCCAGGAAUCACCUCCACAAUUCUAUCUAUACGUUUUGAUAGGUUUCCACAGACAUUGGCAGAUAUACAAUCCUUACUAGCCAAUAUGUAAUACCUUAACCAGAUGAAUCAGUAUAGAAUGACAUUCAAACCAGCUAAUUCCUGCUUCCAAUAUCCACAAAUUAUAAAAGGAAACAAUUUUAAUUCAGAAAAUGGAAUGAGAAUUCUACCUAUCAAGUUCUUUGUCCAGAAGAUUACCUGAAGAAUCUGUGGUCUAUCUCCAAAAGGUCUGCUGUCCAAUGCUAGAGGCAACACACCAGGGUGGCUUUGUGAAGAAAACUACAAGAAACAUAAUAGCACAAGUAUAAUAUAAAAUAAUGCAUAGGGUAGUAAAGGCAAAAUAAAUGGCAGACAGCAGUGAAGCUAUUCCAAUGUAAUUUACUAACUGCUCUCAGAGUGAAAUACGAUAUCAAAACACAGUACUUAACUGUAAACAUGAAGUUUGGAAAUGUGAUUUUAUCAUUUUAAUGUUACACAGUUUGGUGCUUUGCCCAUUGCUGCUUCUAAUUGUUUGUUUGUUUGUUUUGCAGCUCUGUUCUGUUUUUCUUGAUUCAAAAAUAGAAAACAUCUUGCUGAGUUGGAGAAAAAAUGGAGUAGUGCAAUCAGUUCAAUGCCCUUAAAUAAUUUUCUAAUGUUUUACAAUUGUUAUUACAUUUUAUAUUAUUACACAUAAUUGUAUUUGUGCCCCCCAAAAAUACAUUAUUCCAAAAUAAUAAAUUAUUUAAAAAUACAUUAUUUUCAUUCCAAGUGUAGCAAUUACCUGAAUUUCUAAAUCAAUGUGUGUGUAAAUAUGGGCUAGACUAGAGGGCAGGUGACAUACAGCAACUCUACUACUGGUCCAAGCUGCCUCUAGUUGUUGAGUUCCCAUAAAUUUAUGACCAGUAUGUGGCCACCGUCUUUCUUUUUUAAUAAAAAAAUAUUUUGAAGCCAAGUAAUGAAUGAUGAAUGGGAAUAAUAGCCAUUUUUGAAAUAAGGAUUACAUUUGUGAUCUAUGUGUGAGCAUUUUAGAGGUAUUGGGACAUUUGUUUGUAUUGGUGGAGAUACAAAUUCUAUUUCAUAACCUGAGAUUGUGUUGAGUACCCGAGUGUCUAAUGUAACUGAUGCCCAAACUUGAGAAAAAUGGAAAACUGCAUUCUUCUCUCAUUUUUAGGGGGGUAUUUCUCAGGGAAAGAUGGGACUCGGUUAAUAUGAGUCUGGUUAGUACGGCCUGGAUCUCUCAAAAUAUGAAGGGUCUCUAGAAUAUUGCACAUUUUCUGAAUUUCAGCUGGGAAAAGUGCCACUGCCGUUACCAGCACAACUGUAAACAUUUUGAUUAAAAACUUUUAUUAAAGAUGUUUGGGCUUUAUCCAAAGAGGAAAAGAUGCCAACAUCUUUACUUAUCUCUUUGAUAAAUAAUUCUCCAAAGAAAAUCCCCUGACGAAGAUGCCCGGGUGUUGCACAGAAACAUGUGUACCUCAUUGAGCACAUUAUUGCACAUUAUGCACCUAUCACUCUGAUUUAUAUUUGGGUGCAGCGGGGCAUAGGAGCUUGUUAUGGGCACUUGCAGAAAUGGCACAUCACCCCUCCCAUUAUUACUUACAAUGGAAAAUGUUAUAGUUUCCGCUGUGUUCUUUUUGUUAUCAAACUGACUUCACGUCCAGCUAUAAGUAAAAUGUGUAAACCAUAAAUGCCAUUUUAUCUUUCUAGAGAGAUCCAGGCCGUACUAACCAGACUCAUAUUAACCGAGUCCCAUCUUUCCCUGAGAAAUACCCCCCUAAAAAUGAGAGAAGAAUGCAGUUUUCCAUUUUUCUCAAGUUUGGGCAUCAGUUACAUUAGACACUCGGGUACUCAACACAAUCUCAGGUUAUGAGAAUUUUACAAGACUGAGAGGUUGACUUAUUUAUGGACAAGAGGGUAUGUUAUUCUAUUUUACUGAUAUUGCAAGUAUAUAGUUUAAUCUUGUAAACUCU
Messenger RNA from Pelobates cultripes (western spadefoot toad), 42709 nucleotides. The record is from the annotation of a GenBank genome assembly. Lineage: Eukaryota; Metazoa; Chordata; Amphibia; Anura; Pelobatidae.